Linum trigynum is the source of this 4573-nucleotide messenger RNA. Lineage: Eukaryota; Viridiplantae; Streptophyta; Magnoliopsida; Malpighiales; Linaceae. The record is from the annotation of a GenBank genome assembly.
UAAUAAGUGUUGUACGCAAUGUUGUUAAGUGACACGCAACAUAUUCAAUUUGUCAAAUUGAAAUACUACGUAGCCAAAAUCAAAUAUCAUAUAUCAUCUCGUUUGAUUAAUAACCUAAGAACACAACACCUUACAUUAUUAUGUAAGCUAUCUACGUGAAAACCGUACUAUGUUAUGUUUCACAUCUUAAACACACUCUAUAAAUUUAGGAUUUCUUAUAGCAACAUUUUCCUUUACUCAAGUCGAGAACGGAGAGCUUUUCCCAAGUUAAAAUUUGUUAUGGAUCCAACAAAGAAGGGGUUAGUUGAACAAAAUAAAAAUAUACGAACCACAAACACAUAUAAGAGAGUCAAAAAUGUUAUAACAGCUAAUUAACGACCUUCGAUCCUAUUUGACCGUGGGAUUUUACUUCUCCCAUGUAUAAAGUAUAAACCCCAUCACCCGUGUAGAACCCUCAUUCAUUGAAGCAGAACAAAGAGGGAGGAGGAACACUGACGAACACCAACAGACCAAAACAAAAAUGGUGGCUUCAAUGAUUUUCGCUCCGAUCUCCGCCAAACCCUGGAAUUCGACUGCAGCAGCUUGUUUCCGACCCGACCCAGUUGCCCCAUUCCGCCGCAGAAUCAUCGCCGGCUCCAACUACCCAUCUCCCUUAUCCACUACAGCAUUCUUCCCUCUUCAGCAUUCCGCGGCUCAUCAGAUCAACAAUCUCAGGCUCAGUCACAGAUUUCCCCUUUCUUUGAAAGCUUCUUCUUCUUCUUCAGUUGGAACCACAGAAUACUUGGAGGAACCUACAACCAAUGUGAAAUUCCCGACGUCCUUGAACGUGCCAGGUUGCUCAUCAAGCUCGCUAUCGUUGCUCGGAACUGGAUACAGGGAGAAGGUGUUUGCCAUCAUUGGGGUCAAAGUGUAUGCUGCGGGACUGUACGUUGAUCAAUCCAUCUUUACCAUAUUGACUGCAUGCAAAGAUCAGUCAGCUGCUGAUAUCGAAGCGAACUCAUCGUUGUUCACCUCCAUUUUCCUUGAUGCCUCUGAGAAAGCACUAAGGAUUGUCCUGGUAAGAGACGUCGAUGGCAAAACAUUCUGGGACGCAUUGGACGAAGCUAUUUCGCCCAGGAUCAAAGCACCAGCCGAAGCCGAUAAGCCUGCCCUCGCCAAGUUACGAGCCACGUUUGAGAACCGGCCUCUUAACAAAGGAACUGUCCUGUUCUUGACAUGGCUAGGUCCCUCUAAAAUGCAUGUCUGCGUGGAAGGCGACACGUCUUCUGGUGCAGAUGCAACGAUUGAAUCGAUGAACGUGGCUGCAGCUCUUUUCGAUGUGUUCUUCGGCGAUUCACCUGUUUCUCCCUCCCUGAAAAUGUCUGUUGCUACCGGGCUGGCAGUAGGUCACAAGUGAACAACAACACAUCAUGCCACCAUUUUUGUUAGUUUCCAAGUUCAGUGUUGCUUGUAGAGCAAGUGAAUAACCGCUUAUGCAAUUAUAUACAGUAACUAUUGUAUUCAUCGUUGUAUUGAUGCUAUUGCUCAAAUAACUAACACAUGUCUAACUAUACUUUUAGCUCAUAAUAUAUUUCAGCUCAUAUGUUAUAGGUAGCUGACAAAUUAAAAAAGGGAAUAAUUAAUCACUUUCUAAUUGGCAUCUUCUGAUAGUUAGUUAAAAAAAUCACGUGUCUGUAUCUGUAAUAAUUCAAUGAUGAACUUCCACGUUGUUGGUCUAAUCAAGAAAAUUGGGUGGAAUUGACCAAACCCGAUCCACGUGGAUCCUUUCUCUCUUCAAACAAAAGAGGUUUGGGUAAAAUCAUAAGGCUUUGUUGGAAAACGUGGUUAAUUGUUUGUUUUUUUUUAUAAUAAACGUGGUUAAUUGUUAAUUGUAAAAUUACUCGUUAAUUAGAUAGAUUGGAAUGGAGAAAGCAAUCUAGAAGGAAUUGAUGAUGAAGGCGGUGGCAACGUUGGGACGUGGAGUUCCUACCUACUUGCAUAUGAUAUUUUUGAAGUGAGACGAGAAGGAGAAAAGUACACUUCUUUCAGCCAACUAAUAUGUUGAAAGUCAAGACUAUUUGGUGAACUAUCCAACAUGAGAAAUCAAAGUGUGAUCUAUUUCCAUGAGUGAGAUGGGUAAUUGAUUUGCAACGAAAUUAUCAUUCUAACAGAUAUAAUGACUAAUUAGUUUGACUACACAUUCGAUAAAUAGAGAAUCCAUCGCAUAGCAGCAAUGUAAUGAAGGUAGAGCGUGACCUCGAUGCGCAUGGUAUAAUCUCUUUGUAAAACUACUUAAUUAUCAUUGUGACCCCAUUUCUCAAACCGUACAUUAAGAGUGUGAACGAACGUCAUUAUCUCAACUUUAGUAACAGUUUCACUUCUGAAAUUGACCUAACCCGGCUUCAAAAUAGCAAGAUAGACAUAUCCAUCUAUCUAAUUAUUUAUAAUCUUUUUUUUUUUUCAAGAGAAGAUAGAAAUAUUUUGGAUUGUAGAUUGAUGAGUAUAUAGAAGUACUAGAACUAUCUAGUUAGAGACCCAACUAACACCCACAUUGCUACACCGACAAGAUUCCACCAUCCAAAAACCCUAAAUUGAAUAAUACAUUUUUAUGGAGUGAUGGAUGCUUCCCCACAGUUUGGGACGAUGACCUCCCAACUCCCCUCGCUCGCUCACAUAUCGCCAUCUUUCCUUUUGUCAUGCUCCUUCAUUUUCCUUCUUUAUUAAUUAGUAGGUCAUACUCAUUGCUUCUUUCCUUCUAUUUAAAUCCCAAUUUCAUUUUACCUUUCUUUUUUCCUUAGCAUAUAAUAUCAAAAUGCCGACAGUGUACUUGAGCUAUACGGUCAUACCAUAAUUUGUAGGUCAUAUUUGGAAGAUGUUCAAUAAUGAAUCUUAUUUCAUUUACUAAUAUGUACGUAGUGAUAGAGAUACCAAUUGGGUCAUGGUCGGCCGGACCAUGUUUGAGUCUGGUAAUACAAGUCUAGUGGAGCUAUCGAUUAGCAUUAUAAGAUCGACUUUCUACGCGAGAUAUAAUACCUAUAGACACUGAAAUCAUGAAACGAAUCGCAUUCGAUGAAGAUGACCUGAAAACAACCCACAAGUGUGGAUCAAGUUUUAUUAGGCGAUGAAUUCAAUGGACGAUGACCCUUCCAAUAAUACUCAUAUGUGAUUAUUAUGCAUUUGAAAUACAUGCUUUUGGGGUACCCAAAAAUGGGUACUUUUCAAACAAUUUAUUUACUUAUCCACGCGUGAGGAAUUGACAUUCUCUCAUUGUUAUUUUUGUGUAUAAAAGUACACACACAUGUAAAACGGGGAAAGGGAAGCCACGUACGUAAUGAAACCUUCAUUGCAUGCAUGCGUGUUAUAUAAAGUUCAAUCCAGUUUGAAGGUACAUAACGAUUGCUUAACAUAGAAGCGGUCGACCGUUUUCUUUGUAUGAGUGUUUAGAUCCACUCGAAUUCGUUCAACAAAAAACGCUGUAUCGUGAUGUGGUGGAUGUGAGUGAGCAUUGACGGGUCAUAAUUCUUAUUGCUUGAUAUAAACACACGAUAUCUCUUUUAAAUUUUGUAAAUAAUCUAAGUAAACUAAUUCAGUUUCAUGAUGAUGGCCUAGUUAGAGUGAUGGAUAAUUAAGAAGGCCAUUACAUCAUGUGGGACACGAUAAUUGUUUACUUAAUAUAUUAAUUAACAAGUCGUGACUGUUUUGGUGAAGUCAAGUCUGAUUUCAUUAGAAAUUAGUCUCAGCAUUAUUAUGUUCCAUAAAAUUAUAAGAAUAAAUCACACAGAAAGCUAAUUAUAUACAAUCAUAAUGAGUUCCUUUGAAGUUUGAAAGAGGAACCCUAUAUAUUUUUUUCUUCUUUUAGGAUAACUACAAUAAUAAUGAAUCAAAAAGCAAUAAUGAUGCCGCAAAGCAGAAUCAAAGAUCCGUUUAUCGGGUUUAAUUGGCAUGCAACUUUCCAUAAAGGAUUGCCUGCUGCUGGUAAAAGCAUGGCUUGGUAUGUGUUAGAUUCCCAUCAUAUCAUGGAUUUAUUUGACCAAAUAAUAAUAAUUAGGCUGCCAAAACCAUGCUUUUGCCAGUAAUAUUAUGUUUGAGUUCUACCCAUCAAUGAUAUAAUUCUAUUACCCAUGGUUACCCAUUCCACCAAAUUUGCACCCAACAAUUACAUUAGAAUAACUCGAAUUGUCAAAUAACGAAAACCCUGAUUACUGUUUUUUUUUUUACUAUUCAAUUCGCUCUCACAUCAUACAACAACCGAAUACCUUCAACCCUGAUUUGAAUGUUCGGUUUGAGAUGAAUGUCACAAUACGGAUUUAAUUAAGCCAAACAACAACAACUUCACCCCACAAGCAGAUUGUAGGCCAACAAAGUUAGAACAAGUAGCCAAUAAUUCGAGCCGUUCGUUCAAUCAAAUUACAUAUAUUUGAGCUUAUUUUAGAGCUUCACCGAGAUAUCAUUUUGUUUGGAAUUCAAAUAUGAUUGGAACAAAUGAUGGAUUGUAUGACAACUUUGCCCUCACUUGAUUUGAGAGCUUUGAGAGAGCCUAGUUGAAUACAUAUCGUCAUAAAAGAAAAAAAUUUAAAAAAUGUAAAAGUAUCUU